CUUCAAUUACGACCUAUUUAAAUUAUAACGCUUCUUCCCGUAAUUACCAUUGUUUCUAAUAUCUCUUUUUAAAUAUCUCCAUCCUCACUUUUCAAAGCCUUCCGUCAUGGCUCUGGAGACUCCAAUCGUCAUCGGCGUUGGCGACAUCAAAAACCGCUCUAACAAAAUCGAAGAUGCAAAAGAACCCGCACAAUUGAUGUACGAAGCAAUCCUAGCUGCCAUACAGGAUGCACAAUGCCCAAACGCAUCAAAGCUACAGUCGAGCGUCGAUAGCAUAGAUGUUGUCAGGACGUGGACAUGGCCGUAUCCAGAUCUUCCAGGCCUCUUGGCUGAGAAGUUGAAUGUGAAACCGAAACAUAGAUAUUAUUCUGAACACGGAGGAAAUCAACCAGCAAAGCUGUUUGAUGAGGCUGCAAGGAGGAUUGCGAGGGGGGAGGCAACGAUGGCGGUGGUUACGGGAGGUGAGGCUUUAGCAUCACUAUCCGCCUGCGCAGCCGCCAAAAAACUACCCCCGCCAAACUGGACGCCUCCCUCCGAAACGGUCGACUCAGUUUUCACGCCCACGGGCCGUUCCCUCGGAGACAAUCUCGGCGCAACCCACGACAUCGGUGCUCCUAUUCACGUCUAUCCGCUUUACGAGAACGGAUUGCGAGCACAUCGGGGCCAGAGCUUGAAGGAGAAUCAUGAGGAGAGUGUGAGGCUGUAUGCGCGGUUUAGUGAGGUUGCUGAAGGGAAUGUCUAUGCAUGGAAUUCUGGUAAGAGGGAUGAUGGGAAGAGUAUUGGGACUGUGACGAAGAAGAAUAGAAUGAUUUGUUUUCCUUACCCUCUCCUCAUGAACGCAUUCAACACAGUCAACCUCGCCAGUGCCUGUAUCCUCACGUCCGUUUCACACGCCCGCAGCCUCUCCAUCCCCGAAUCAAAAUGGAUAUAUCCUCUCGGCGGAGCGGGAACCAAAGACUCAGACGACUUCUGGAACCGCCCUAAUUUCCAUUCCUCACCCAGUAUAUCCCACUCCAUCGACGCCGCACUCCGCGUCUCCGGUACCACAAAAUCCGAGAUCGAUCUUUACGACUUUUACUCCUGUUUCCCCAUCGUCCCGAAACUAGCAGCGCACCACCUAGGCCUUUCGCCGAGCGAUGGUGAGAAGCUUACGUUGUUAGGCGGUUUGACGAGUUUCGGGGGUGCGGGUAAUAACUAUAGUAUGCAUGCUUUGACAGAGAUGACAAGGCAGUUGAGAGAUGGGAAAGGUGGGAAGGGGUUGGUGCUUGCGAAUGGAGGGGUCUUGAGUUAUCAGCAUGUUGUUGUGUUGUCUAAGACUCCGAGAAGAGACGGUGUAUAUCCAGAGGAGAACCCGUUACCGAAGGAGAUUGUGGAUGUGGCGAGUCCGGAGUUAGUGGUGGGUGAGAAAGCGGUGGGGGAAGCUGUUGUUGAGACGUAUACCGCGGAAUUCAACCGCGAUGGCUCACCUCUGCGAGGAUAUAUCAUCGGCCGGCUGAAAUGCAACGGAAAGAGGUUUCUGGCGAACCAUGGCGAUGAGGCCACAUUACGACAGAUGGCAAGCGGGGCGGGAGAGAUUGUGGGAAAGUCGGGUUGGGUGAGGCAAGAUUCAGAAAGGAAGGGAAGAGGGUUGUUUACAUUUGAUAAGGUGGCGAGGAUAUAA
Molecule: messenger RNA, 1660 nt
Organism: Lindgomyces ingoldianus
Lineage: Eukaryota; Fungi; Ascomycota; Dothideomycetes; Pleosporales; Lindgomycetaceae
Exons: 5
Coding region: 107-1660 (517 amino acids)
Molecular function (GO): acyltransferase activity
Source: RefSeq, a predicted model, not a curated record